Messenger RNA from Capsella rubella, 1520 nucleotides. RefSeq names its product ultraviolet-B receptor UVR8. Gene Ontology annotation, cellular component: cytoplasm. Gene Ontology annotation, molecular function: guanyl-nucleotide exchange factor activity. The transcript is spliced from 7 exons. The coding region runs from base 232 to 1392 and encodes 386 amino acids. Lineage: Eukaryota; Viridiplantae; Streptophyta; Magnoliopsida; Brassicales; Brassicaceae. The record is from RefSeq and is a predicted model, not a curated record.
UUAAGAUUCCCUGCUAAAAUCUAGUUCCCAAAAAAACCUACUUAAACUCUCGAUGGCAUCGUUUCAGCCACUUUUGUUCGCGACCAGGCCGUGGAGGAUUUGUCCGAUUGUUAGAAAGUGACACGACCAGGAAAGAUUUCAAUCACGGUGUUUCCGAGCGAACCAUCAAUUAUAAGAAACCCAGAUUCUAUAUUGAUUCUACCGAUAAAUUCGUCAGAGGGGGUCGAGAUAAUGGCCGAACACGGUGGGACACCAGCAGAUGAAGAAGAACAAGUAUGGAGCUGGGGAGCUGGCACAGACGGCCAAUUAGGGACGGACAAGUUACAAGACGAGCAUCUCCCUCAGCUUCUCUCGUUGAUUUCACUUCCUUCCAUAUCGAUGCUCGCCUGUGGCGGCGCUCACGUCAUCGCCUUGACUUCUGGUGGUAAGGUCUUUACAUGGGGAAGAGGAAGCUCUGGUCAGUUAGGACAUGGUGACAUUCUCAGCACCUCUUUGCCAAAGCCUGUAUCUUUCUUUGACGACUGUGUUAUAAUUCAAGCUGCAGCUGGAUGGAGUCAUUCUGGUUUUGUUUCAGAUUCUGGUUGUCUUUUUACAUGUGGCAAUGGCACAUUUGGUCAGCUUGGUCAUGGUGAUAAUAUGUCGCUAAGCACUCCAACUAAAGUCUCUUACUUUCUUGAUAAGAGUGUGAAGAUGGUAGCUUGCGGUAUGCGCCAUUCACUUGUCUUGUUCACAGGGAAUCAAGUGUGUGGAUUCGGAUCCGGAAAGCGCGGACAGUUAGGUUUCUCAUCAGACAGCACAAAGUCAGUAAAUCUUCCAUGUCUUGUCCCUGGAUUAAAAGAUGUUGAGGUUGUUCGUAUAUCAGCUAACGGAGAUCACAGUGCAGCUAUAUCUGCUGACGGUCAGUUGUUCAGUUGGGGAAGAGGAUUCUGCGGCAGUCCGGAUGUUCAAACCCCACAGUGUUUGCCUUCAUCUCUAUCUUUCAGAGUUGUUGCUUUAGGGUGGAAUCAUGCCUUACUACUAACCGUUGAUGGCGAGGUUUUCAAGCUUGGUAAUACCCUUAAUAAACAACAUGAGAAGCAAAAACUGCAUACAGAUUCCUCUGAAGCUCCCUUUGUGAAAGUUCCGUAUUUUGAUGGAGUAAAAGUUCUGAAAAUUUCAGCAGGUGCAGAGCAUUCUGCUGCAGUAACAGAAAAUGGAGAAGUUAAGACAUGGGGAUGGGGUGAACAUGGUCAGCUAGGCCUUGGAAACACCAGUGACCAGACCAACCCUCAACUGGUGAGCCUUGGAAGUACAUACCUGCAAACGAAAGAGAUAGAAGUAUAUUGUGGAAGUGGAUUUACUUAUGUAGUAAGGCGGAAACAAGAGCUUAAUUCUUCACCAACCUCAUCAUAGAAAUGGAUGUAUGACAUCUUAUGUGUGUAAAAUUGUACAAUGCAAGAAGCCAAUUGUUUACAUGAGUCUUGCGACUCUUGUCAGAAGAAAACAGUGGUCAUACUAGUACAAUAUACAAAUCUUUCUUA